UAUAAGAUCGAUUUUGAAGCACAUACGCUGCAACGAUAAUGAUGAAGGGUUUGGUUGACUAAUUGAUGAAAUGACGAUUGCCGGCAACUACCCGUAUUAUGAUAAAGUUGCCGAUGAUGACCCAUUCACGUCGGUAGUGGCUGCCCAAGGUAGCAAUAUAGUCAUAGGCACGCUCUAUGGUGAAAUAUAUCUUAUUGCCCAUGGGAAAAAACAACUAAUCGCCACUCACAGUGGACAGAUAGUGGAGCUCCAGCUUAGAAAAUGCACAGAAGAGUACUUGGAUAGUUACACGUACAUGAUUUGCGCUACAUCAUUGGGGUAUAUCUAUAUCCAUCUGCUUUGUUUAGCGGACAUAUCAAGAUCAAGGGUUAUAUAUAAGCUGCGAACAGGCCAAAGAAUACGAGGAUUAAUAGUGAAUCCUAAAUUUAAAUUGCACAAUCAUAGUACAAGUGAUGCAAUAAAAAACCAGCACGUGGUUAAAUUACCUAGAAGAACAUACGACCUCAGGUCAAGUUUCAGCGGUCAGGAUAGUCCAUUAGACACAAGUGAAUACACAUCUACAAUCGUGUUUACAACAGCAAGUGGGCAUAUAUACCGAGUGGAAAUUGAUCUGUUGGACAAAUCGGAUACUCCAUGUACGCUUAUCCACAAUGGACGACCUUCAAGCAAACGCAUACCAAUUGCAUGGCAUGGAGAUAUGCUGGCAUGGGCAGACGCUGAAGGUACACAAAUAUACUUGAUGCCCAAACACGCAAUGGUAGCAUUUCUUCCACAUAGCCCGCCCCUGGACCAAAAUUUGGAGUCUCCGCAAGUAGCUAGGGAGUAUACACCACUUCACGAACUUAUCGAUGAAAAUGAUUUUUAUGCUACUUCCGAUGAAUCUGACCUGGAUAUGGAUGAACUAGAGCCGUGCUCUGGUAUUGAAUAUUGCACUAACAAGGAUAGAAUUAAAUCACAUAGAGUCCAACCACAGAUGGAUUUAUAUUGUGCAGAAACAAAUGCAAUGGUAGAUCCAAAGGCAAACAGUAGUUCCAUAGAAGUUAUAAAUGUACUUGAUGAUCCCGCAAACGCUCGAAACAACCGCUACAUGAAUGGAACUAUAGCAAAAAACAUAGCAGCACCCAUCAAUUUGGAAAAUAAUGCUGUGCCAAUGUUAUUCAUAGAAUCGCCAGAUACAAUGACUGAUGUAUCUGGAGAUAUAGCGAUGUUAACUGAUACCAAUGGUUACAGAACACCAAUGGAACGCCAUACCUUUUAUGACUAUGUUGCUGACGGAGAAAGCGUAUAUUGCUCCAUCAGGUCCAAUAAAUAUAUAAAUCACAUGUCUGAUGUUAUCCCAGAUUUGCAAUCUGAUGAAUUGGUGCGAACUAUGGAUUCUGUUGCACUAAGAAAAAGCACUUCAUUCCUUCAGAAGGCAACUACAUUCGAUAAAAACAGAUUAAGUGGCGCUAUUAAAACCCACUGUGUGGGAUUUAGCAAGCCAGUACACAGAGAACUUCAGUUACCGGAGCUGGGAGUUGUGCUUUGCUGGAUAUCUAAAUUAAAGUUACUAGUAGGUAUAAAGAAUCUAUGUAGGAUAGUGGAUGUACUGCCAGCAUGCGUAGAAGGAAUGGAAGAUGUACACAGGAACAGACGAAUGAAACUGUUGGAUAUAGAAAACAUGAAGAAAAGGUACACUAACAAAGUUCUACCGCAUUAUGUUACCAUCGUGCAACCUAAAACAACGGUUGAUGCACCACUACGAGGAAGGGUAUCAUACACUUUAACAGCCCCUAUUGGAUGUCACGUAUCAUCAGUGGUUCGCCAAAGCGCUAAGGGUACAUUCUCAGUAUUCUACACAACGCCACCGGAUCCCGUUGAAAAGACAGUGAAGCACACCAAGGUGGGACAUGAACGAUCAACCUUUUCAUUGGAAAAAUCCAGAGAUGAAACAGAUAACAGAGCUCUGAUAAGCGGUGUCGAUCAAGUUGGAACAACUUCAAAAUAUACGUUCUAUAGCUUCGACCCGUGCUACAACAAGGUGUAUAUCAACCACUCGUUUGUAUACGGUCUCGGGAAACACCGUAAUGUAUCGCAACAGGUAAUUAUCCAGAUUACAUGUAAACUGGAUAGAAGUAAUCUGGAAUUCCUGAGGUCUAUACGGAUAGUGUGCAACCAUUUCCGAUGUAAUGAUAUAGGACACUUUGGUCAUUGCUUAUCAGCCAUGGACAAGCCAAAAGUCAGAUUAUGUGACGCGCCAUUUGAUCACCUGAUUGCCGCAAAGAACUCCAUGUUCUUUCACUGUUACGCUGAUAUCGAGUCUUUCCAGGGACUCUGUAUGGUGGCCAAUGGUAGUAUACUAACCGUGAAGGAAGCACAUUUGGAACAACAUGUGAUGCAGUCGUGUGAGCACGGAAACUACGAACAGGUAAUUUGCGAGCUGAUUGCGCAAUUGGGACUAGAUAAUGAAAACAAAUGGGAUUAUGGGUUGCACAAUGUAGUUCUACAGUCAGUAGAGGCUAUGCUCUCUUCUACGUACGUUAACAUAGAUAAGCUCAAGGCGGUAGCUGUUCGAUACAUACACUACUCCAGCAACCAUAGAGACCUGUCUGCACUUCAACAACAAAUGCAGGACUUAGUGGCACUGUUCGCUAAACACAAGAGGCUUAAUGUGCUACUGGGAUACAUAGUACAAGGAUGUAUGAAAGAGUUUAUGAAGGCCCAUACCAUUCUUAGAUCAGUGAUCAUAAACUGUGUUCUCGCUUCUGUAGAACCACAUAUGCCAUUCGUGUUGCUACGGCUGGUGGUAACAGAAAACCUUGAUGCGUCCCAAACACAACGGGUGUUCGAAAUGCUGAAGUUAUGCCUCAAGGGAUACUAUCCAUCUGGUACACUACCUCAAAUGAUUACUGUCCCUUUAAGCACACAGGAACGUGAAGUAACAGUAUCCCUAGAUACAUUCUCUGGGUAUUGCAAAGUUAUAAUUGAUAGAAAGAUUAAACCACGCAGUUACAUGGAAUUGGAUUGCUAUCCCAAGAGGAGCAAUAUGCAAGAUAAUAUUACAUUCCCGCAGUGUACCCAAAGUAGGAGCUCAGUAUCUAGGGAUGUGGGCACGAGUAAGUACCUAGAUUGUAGUACAUACAGAUAUUCCCAAAUAUAUAUAAACGAAUCAAAAGGCGAUAUUCUACACAUGCUAGAACAAGAAUUGGAAUCGGUAUCGAUACCAACAACGUUACCGCCCACACAAUAUGAAUGGUCACAUGAUGUAACCAGUGACUAUGCUCUGUUCACCCAGUUAAUGCAGUUGGAUGAUGGAUCCAUAUACCAACCCUGGAUAAUAUUUAGUCCAGGUGCCAGAGCCUGUAUGAUGGCCGUGGCAGCCAUAUUGCUAAGGAUCGGCCAAAUGAAGAAGGGGUUCGUAUUCAUGCUACACGCACAAUCAAAAAGCGCACUGAAACUCGCAGAAGUGCUCACUGAUACGGAUCACACUUUCCACCAAGAAGUAAUUAAUGCAGUAAUAGAACUAUACACAAUCGAUCCGGAAAUGACGGAAGAUUUACUUAUUCAAAAGUAUAAUACACCAAAUGAUGUUAAAGAGUUGGUGGCCAAACUCACAACUAAACCAAAGCUAUUGCAUAGCUAUCUUAAAGGUAUACACUCUGAAGCGAAACUGCCAGAUGAAUACCUUGAAUUGUAUAUCAAACUAGUUGCAGUGUUCGACAAAAUGGCACUAUUCCCCCUGAUAAAGGAGUAUUCCACAAACGCAAAACGACGAUAUGAUCUAAUCCCACUAAUGGCGAAAUUAAGGUUAUGCAAUAUGGAUUAUUACAACACAUCUACAUUGUCACAGGAGUACAAAACAGAAGCUUUCAUUGCAUGGAUAUGCGGUCUACCGUGGGAAGUAUUUUACAACACUGUGAUCCUGGCGUCACGGCUACAACUCAUCGGUGUACCACGGAAUGUCUUAGAAAUACACAAGACGUUGCUGAAUUUAAUUUAUCAGGUAAUUCCACUGGAAGAAGCUAGGGAGGUGUUUUACAAACUGACUAAAUACUGCUCCAACGCAUGGCAAACUAAAUCAGGAAAUAUACUUGGAGCUGUUAAACUAACGUUGUAUAAUCUUCAACAUGAUCACAAAAUGCUAAAUGAACAACAUGGAAUGUACAGAUACUCAUAUGUACAUUUAGCAAAGCAGCGUCUAAAUGUAAUAACCAAAGGUGUUCUGUUCUAUCCAAACAUUGGAAUAGAGAAUAGCCCUUUAAAGGCCACGGUAACUGAUAGGUAUGGAACUUCCCCAAAGGAUAGUGACGACGUCAGAACGUCGUUUUGCGCUAUAUGUCACUCAAUCACGUUACCAACAACAAUGGAUAUGCGUAAUGUUAUACCAAUUGCAGAAACACUGAAAGGUGUACUCCAACUCACGACGAUUGUACCACAGCCGAAAUUACAUCAUACGACAUACUUCCUAUGUGGACAUAUGGUACACGAAUACUGCCAAAUCAGGGCUGUCAACAUUGCAUUAAACGCAGUGGGCCCCUUGAAGAAUGGAACUAGUAACGCCAAAACAAUGCAAUAUGAUCUAUAUAGUGCGAAUACUAAAACACAAAAUACGAAGCACGCCCUCCGUUCUAUCGCGGCACAAUGCCUUAUAUGUAUGCAAUCGUAAACGUUAGCUAUGUACAUACUAUUAAUUUAUACAAUAGAUAAUGCGUAUACUAUGAAUUAUAUAAUCUGGAUUUAAGUAGU
This is a messenger RNA of Babesia bovis T2Bo, 4725 nucleotides long. RefSeq lists its product as uncharacterized. The coding region runs from base 71 to 4645 and encodes 1524 amino acids. The record is from RefSeq and is a predicted model, not a curated record. Lineage: Eukaryota; Apicomplexa; Aconoidasida; Piroplasmida; Babesiidae. Gene Ontology annotation, biological process: protein targeting to vacuole; endosomal vesicle fusion. Gene Ontology annotation, cellular component: late endosome; HOPS complex. The transcript has a single exon.